Molecule: messenger RNA, 2239 nt
Organism: Paramormyrops kingsleyae
Lineage: Eukaryota; Metazoa; Chordata; Actinopteri; Osteoglossiformes; Mormyridae
Product: sialidase-3
Biological process (GO): ganglioside catabolic process; oligosaccharide catabolic process
Cellular component (GO): intracellular membrane-bounded organelle; cytoplasm; membrane
Molecular function (GO): exo-alpha-sialidase activity
Source: RefSeq, a predicted model, not a curated record
UUAAGUGGUAUUAAAACUACACUUUACCGUAUUUGUCGCAUUUAAAUUUGAAGUUAUGAGCAAAUACUAAAUAUUCUAGCAAAUUUUGAAUAUAUGAUGGAGGGAAGUAGACUUUCAAAGCUUUCAAAAACAUACUACAUUUCUUUGGCUAUAUGUAAAACAAUCUGCAGCGUUGGUGUACCCCCCAAUAAUCAAAACCAGCAAAUGCAACCCCCUGGAACUCCAAAAAUGAGUUUAGACCUCAAGCCCCACAAUGCUCAACCAAAAGUUACCCCCUUGUAUACGACUAACUUGAUUCUUAGUUUUGCAGAAUGGGCGCUUUAUAUCAUAUAAGAAAGUGGGAGACUUGUAGAUAAUACCCAGCAAUCUUUAAAAAAAAACACGCAUACGUGUUAUGCAUCUUAAAUGAAAAGCAGACUCGAAAUUGCACUUGUGAUUUACCGUCGCAUUCUAGCGUACAGACGUUUGCUGAACUUGGGACUUCAGAUUUACCCGGAAGGCGAUUGCUUUGCAGCAUAACUGGCAAAGCACGAAUUAAAGCAGGCCAUAUUGUUUUUAUGGCAAAGAUAUGUGCCGGUAGAAAUUUAAGAACUUUGCAACAGUCAAGGUAUAUCAUCCAAGUUAUGGGUGACGCGACACCGAAAGCGCCUCCGGCGAAAACGGUGCUUUUCCAGCAGCAGCGGCCCGGCGGACUGACGUACAGGAUCCCGUCUCUGACCUACAUAAAGGACGGGGAUGAGCGCAUCCUCCUAGCCAUUGCGGAAAAGCGGUCCACUCCAUGUGACACCGACGCAGAAAUCCUGGUCAUGCGAAAAGGGAAGUUGCAUUUAAACGGAACGGCAGAGUGGUCAUCCAUUCGGGAACUGAGUUCAGCGAGCCUGCCGAAGCAUCGCACCAUGAACCCCUGCGUAGUACGUGAAAAAAUAUCGGAAACUCUCUUCCUUUUUUUUAUUUGCAUUCCGAAGAAUGUAUCAGAAACCCAACAGAUAUGCAGAGGUAAAAAUGCAGCCAGGCUCUGCUAUAUAUCCAGCACAGACAAGGGGGAGAACUGGAGUAAAGUAACAGACUUGACAGAGAGUGUGAUUGGAAGACAGAUUCACAGGUGGGCAACUUUUGCUGUUGGACCAGGACACGGCCUACAGCUUCUGAGUAGCGGCAAAUUGAUUGUGCCUGCAUACGUUUACUACAUCCACUGCAAGUGCUGCUGCUAUCCUUGCCCAAAAUAUAUAAGGCCACAUGCCUUUUAUUUCUACAGUGAAGACAGAGGUGAGACUUGGCAUAUCAGCAAGCCUGUGAAGAAGAACUCUGCAGAGUGUGAAGUCGCCGAGAUCAUUGAUGGCAGCGCCAAUAGCCAUGUGUAUUGUAAUGCCCGCAGUUCAAAGGGUCACAGAGUGGAGGCUGUUGGAGAGAGCGACAGGGCUGACUUUGACAGGUGCAAUUCGGCACGGGCACUUGUGGAACAGCACCACGGGUGUCAAGGUAGCGUGAUUGGGUUCCCUGCACCGAACACGGACCAAGGCGGCGAUAUGCAGACAUGGCUGCUGUUUUCUCACCCCACCAACUGCAAGAAGAGAAAGGACUUGGGUGUGUAUGUGAACAGGAAGCCACUUUGCCCGUCUGACUGGCAGAAGCCCUGGAUCAUCUGUCCUGGCCCCAGUGCUUACUCUGACUUGACCUACUGUGCAGAUUUGGGAUUAUUUGCCUGUUUGCUAGAAUGUGGCCAGAAGCAUGAGAAUGAGCAGAUUGCUUUCGUAAGUUUCCCACUUCAUGAUGUGUUGGAGGCAACUGAUAACUAACCUACAGGUAUAACUAACCUACAGGUAUAACUAACCUACAGGUAUAACUAACCUACAGGUAUAACUAACCUACAGGUAUAACUAACCUACAGGUAUAACUAACCUAUGGAUCAUGGCUUUUAAGGAUUUCAGUAAUUUUAUGCCCACUUGACCCUGACCAGGAUAAAUGUAUGUAUAUGUAUGUUUGGAUGUGUCUAGUUUAACUUUUAGGGUCCACAAGCAGAAUUAUUAGUGAAAUACUGGAUAAACUACAAAGUUAAUUGGCUUUGCUGUGUUAUGAAUAUUAUGCAACUUGGAAGUAAUAGGACAGGAUACCAGAUCACUGUAUUUUAAGCUAUAAUGUACUGUACCAGUUUGAGUGCACUCACUGGAAACGUUUUCAUAAUAUUUUUCUGUAAAAACUAGAAAUUGAAAAAACACAUUAAAACAAACAUGCAGCACCA